Molecule: messenger RNA, 1187 nt
Organism: Phanerochaete carnosa HHB-10118-sp
Lineage: Eukaryota; Fungi; Basidiomycota; Agaricomycetes; Polyporales; Phanerochaetaceae
Exons: 1
Coding region: 103-1155 (350 amino acids)
Molecular function (GO): protein binding
Source: RefSeq, a predicted model, not a curated record
ACCACUACCUGCUCGUCCUCUGCGCCAGCCCCAGCGAUCCCCAUCCCUUAACUUAUUAUAUUAUUUAUCCUCGGAUUAAAUUGUGUAUCCUAGCUCCUCACGAUGUCUCAGCCUGGUACUGAAGGGGAAGAGUCACGCCCGAAGUCGCUGUCGGUCGAACUUGUCGGCCACUGCAGGACUGGGCCGGCCCCCUUCGACAUUCCCGCCGACUUUAUCAUCCGAACCCCUCAGGAAACCAACUGGCACGUCUCUGCAGCUAUUCUUUCCUUUACCUCGUCCUUCUUCCGCGACCUACCCCGAGAGCCGCCAAACCCCGACGGACCGUUCGUCCUUGCUGUCUCCGAGUCCGACGCCGUCCUCGAGGCCAUCCUGCGCUUCUCGUACCCAGGACCGGACCCGAUCCUCCACGACCUCGACGAUGUCACCGAAGCAUAUGCCGCUGCGCAGAAGUACCAGCUCAACGCAGCCACACAGGCCCUCCAGCUGAUGCUACUCGCCCCGCGCUUCGUCGAGGCCGAACCCGUGCGCGUGUACGCCAUCGCGCGCCGCCUGGGCGUCGACGACGUCGCGGAUGCCGCUGCGCUCUAUGCAUGCAAGACCCCGCCGUCACACUGGCCCUUCUGCGACGAGUUCGCGCACAUCACGGCCGCACAGUACCACGACCUCCUCGUGUACCACCGGCGCCGCGGGGCAAUGGGCCAGGAGCUGGGCGAGCCGUGCCGCAGGUGUGGGAAGCAGUGGGCGAAGAAGUACAGAACCAAGGCGGCGAGAGCCCUUGUCGACGCGCCGGCGAGUGUAUGGGUGUUCGAGAUUGAGUUUGUGGCCAAGUUCGCGAGGGAUCUCGAGUGCAAGGAGUGUUCGCACAGCAUGCUCCAAGCUCUACGUCCGGACGGGACCUUGUCGAAGCUGAAGGUUGUUGUGGAACGGCUUCCGCUAAGCGUUAUACAAGGUGCGUCAUGUUGUUGUGACAGAUUGGCGUGCCGCUGCUCAAUGACCAAACGGGGUCGUCGGACUCGUUUGCCUUGUUGCUAUUUACCCCCUAGCCUGGUAUUUAAUGGUACAUUUGGAUGUGCCUUUUCUUGCGAGAGACAUGCUGAUACUUCCGGCAGGCUCUCCUGUCUGUCUGUUGUAUACCAUCCUAUAAUCUCUGUCUAGAAUAAGCAUACAUCUUUUGUAUCGGCUGUGGA